CGGCCACGUUGUCCUGCGCGCCCCGAGUGCCGGCUGCGCGAGUCCGGCCGGCGGCGCCCCUCGGCGGCCCCUCGCGCAGCCGCGGGGCUCGGCGGGGCCGCGCGAUCCCCCAGGCCCGGUCGGCGGGGGCACCGCAGCGCGGGGAGGCCCGAGCCACGCCAGGGACCCGCACGCGCGCGCGCGCCCGGGAUCCGGGCCGGCAGGCACCGCCCUCCGCCCGCCCGCCUCCCCGCGCCGCCCGGAAGCCGCGAGCGGGAGAGCGCGCGGCAGAGUUGGGCUCCGCGCAGAGCUGGGCGCCGGGGCCCAUGCCCGUGCGCCCCCGCGGGCCCGCGCCAUGGCCUCCGGGAGCGUGGCCGAGUGCCUGCAGCAGGAGACCACCUGCCCCGUGUGCCUGCAGUACUUCGCCGAGCCCAUGAUGCUCGACUGCGGCCACAACAUCUGUUGCGCGUGCCUCACCCGCUGCUGGGGCGCGGCGGAGACCAACGUGUCGUGUCCGCAGUGCCGGGAGACCUUCCCGCAGCGGCACAUGCGGCCCAACCGGCACCUGGCCAACGUGACCCAGCUGGUGAAGCAGCUGCGCACCGAGCGGCCGUCGGGGCCCGGGGGCGAGAUGGGCGUGUGCGAGAAGCACCGCGAGCCGCUGAAGCUGUACUGCGAGGAGGACCAGAUGCCCAUCUGCGUGGUGUGCGACCGCUCCCGCGAGCACCGCGGCCACAGCGUGCUGCCGCUCGAGGAGGCGGUGGAGGGCUUCAAGGAGCAAAUCCAGAACCAGCUGGACCACCUGAAAAGAGUGAAGGACUUAAAGAAGAGGCGUCGGGCACAGGGGGAGCAGGCACGGGCUGAACUCUUGAGCCUGACCCAGAUGGAGAGGGAGAAGAUCGUCUGGGAGUUCGAGCAGCUCUACCACUCCUUGAAGGAGCACGAGUACCGCCUCCUGGCCCGGCUCGAGGAGCUGGAUUUGGCCAUUUACAACAGCAUCAACGGCGCCAUCACCCAGUUCUCCUGCAACAUCUCCCACCUGAGCGGCCUGAUUGCGCAGCUGGAGGAGAAGCAGCAGCAGCCCACCAGGGAGCUCCUGCAGGACAUCGGGGACACACUGAGCAGAGCGGAAAGAAUCAGGAUCCCUGAGCCCUGGAUCACACCUCCAGAUCUGCAAGAGAAAAUCCACAUUUUUGCGCAGAAAUGUCUAUUCCUGACCGAGAGCCUGAAGCAGUUCACAGAAAAAAUGCAGUCAGAUAUGGAGAAAAUCCAAGAAUUGAGGGAAGCUCAGUUAUACUCAGUGGACGUGACCCUGGACCCAGACACGGCCUACCCCAGCCUGAUUCUCUCCGAUAACCUGCGGCAAGUGCGGUACAGUUACCUCCAGCAGGACCUGCCUGACAACCCCGAGCGGUUCAAUCUGUUCCCCUGUGUCCUGGGCUCUCCGUGCUUCAUCGCUGGGAGACAUUAUUGGGAGGUAGAGGUGGGAGAUAAAGCCAAGUGGACCAUAGGUGUCUGCGAAGACUCCGUGUGCAGGAAAGGCGGAGUCACCUCGGCCCCCCAGAACGGAUUCUGGGCAGUGUCCUUGUGGUAUGGGAAGGAGUACUGGGCUCUUACCUCCCCGAUGACUGCCCUCCCCCUGCGGACCCCCCUCCAGCGGGUGGGCAUUUUCUUGGACUAUGAUGCUGGCGAGGUCUCCUUCUACAACGUGACAGAGAGGUGUCACACCUUUACUUUCUCUCAUGCUACCUUCUGUGGGCCUGUCCGGCCCUACUUCAGCCUGAGUUACUCGGGGGGGAAGAGCGCAGCCCCCCUCAUCAUCUGCCCCAUGAGCGGCAUCGAUGGCUUUUCUGGCCACGUUGGCAAUCAUGCUCAUUCCAUGGAGACCUCCCCUUGAGGCAGGCGGCAAGCUAGGGCUGGGAGGGCUGUUGGCCGUGACCCUGCCCCAGGCCUAGGUGUCUGGCUGCCUUGCCUCUUCCCACGUAUCACAGCUGGAUGUCCUCGCUGCUCCCCGUGACCCUGCUGUGGGAGACGGGUAUCCACUGCCCUCUCCCUUCCCAUGCAAACUGUCAGAAGAUUGCCCAGACAUAAACACCCGACGUCCACCUCCGGUGUUUCCACACUGGUUCUGUGCGUCACUGGAGGGGUAAAGAGCAGGGAUGACCUUGGAGAGCCAGACCAGAUUCCUCGCCGCGGCUCACCUGGCUCCCCCCGGUUCAGCCCCACAUAGUGAUCGUGGAUGUUUGCUGUUUUCCGGACCAGGGCUCCUUUCUGAGGACUUAGAGUGGACCUACCUGGCCCUGUGAGCAUGGCUCCCCCUGUCCCAGUAUUUCCUUUGGGAAUAGGACCUCCGCCCUGACUCCCACUCUGCCGUAGUUUGAUUAACUCCAGUAAAGAGGCUUCUCUGUGUUUUGAUUCGUUACAGUUACUUGACAGUAACGGUGGGAAGUGGCCCCACCUCUGUUCCGGGAUAAUGUUCUAAUCAAUGUGCUCUUUGCCUCUGCAUCUUUUCCGAGGGCUCUGUCUGCUCCCUUCAUGCUAACGGAAGGUGCAUCCUGGUGUUGGGCGCCCCUCACCCAGGAUAAUUUUCUGCCAACACCAUCCAUGGUUCCUGGAUCCCCUCCCGCUCACGUUUGUGGACUGACGGUCAGUCGUACGCCGUCCCUGGAAUGAUUCUGAGGCAGUAUUCUGGGGGCCCAUUGACUUUGUGCCUCCAUUGGGGAAUGGGGGAAUUGACCUUUCUGAGAUGUGUACCAUUAAGGGGCAGUUCCAUCCCUAUAGCCAUCGGGUCAUGAGGCAUUCUGGGGCUAGAAGGCUAAGGCAGAUGACUUCAGGCCCCCACAGUGGUUCUUAGUCCUGCUUCCCUUUGGAUACGUGCCCUCUGUUUGAAAAUAAAGUGAGUAUGGAUGUUGUUUA
Lutra lutra (Eurasian river otter) is the source of this 2895-nucleotide messenger RNA. RefSeq names its product tripartite motif containing 27 (gene TRIM27). The record is from RefSeq and is a predicted model, not a curated record. The transcript is spliced from 8 exons. Lineage: Eukaryota; Metazoa; Chordata; Mammalia; Carnivora; Mustelidae. Gene Ontology annotation, molecular function: zinc ion binding; protein binding. Bases 335 to 1876 code for a protein of 513 amino acids. Gene Ontology annotation, biological process: protein K63-linked ubiquitination; negative regulation of viral transcription; negative regulation of transcription by RNA polymerase II.